GACUCAAGUUCCAGAGUUUAUCCUGACUGACAAGCUAGUGACAGACUCAAAAAUUUCUAAAGAAAAUUCUUUUAUAUUCUCCAUUUAUUUAGAGAAUUGUCACAAUUUUUUAAAUCAACAGCACAAAGGGCAACACGAAUACUGAUUGUAUUAAUGUCUGAGUUGCCUCUUACAUUGUGUACAGAGUUUAACCUGCCUUUUAUUGGUUAGCUAUCUACCCCAUUGGUCUCCUAUCUAAAAACAACAUGACUGUUAAUAAUACAGAAGGCUUUGAAUAUAACUAUGAUUAUGAAGAUGAACUGUGUCACAAAGAAGAAGUGGUGAAAGUUGGAUCCAUUCUUAUUCCACUGUAUUUCACACUUGUGGUUGUGCUGAGCUGCAUCGGUAACAUCCUGGUUCUGGUCAUCUUAGCGCUCUACGAGAGUCUCAAAUAUAUGACCAACGUUUUUAUCCUCAAUUUAGCUCUGUCAGAUUUACUGUUCACUUUUGGACUUCCAUUCUGGGCGUCUUACCACAUCUGGGGCUGGACAUUUGAAGACAUCGGCUGCAAAGCUGUGAAAUUCCUGUUCUACGUUGGGUUUUACAGCAGUGUGUUCUUCUUAACUCUGAUGACCAUUCAACGAUACAUGGCAGUUGUUCACCCUCUGUCCGACUGGGAGAAAUGCAGAGGGUUUUCAGUCUCUCCCAUUAUCGUGUGGAUCCUGAGUGGAUUGGCUGCACUGUUAGGCUCACUUCAUAGCAAAGUCCUACGAGACCAAUCUACUAACAUCACAUAUUGUGAAUAUGAUAGUAUUGAAGUGAAACAUGCCAUUAUUUAUCUUCAAAAUGUUUUUUUCUUCAUUGCAUUUGUGAUUAUGGGUUUUUGUUAUACCAGAAUGCUUCAGACGAUAACAAAAGCACGGACCAAAAAGAGACACAAGACUGUUAGACUAAUUUUCUGCAUUGCGCUGGUGUUUUUUAUUGGUUGGGCUCCAUAUAACAUAGUUAUGUUCCUAAGAUCUUUGACCGAUCAUAGUGUAUACCUGUUCACGAAAUGUACAAUAAGCAUUAACCUUGACUAUGCAUUUUAUGUUUGCCGAUUGUUGGCUUUCUCACACUGUUGCUUGAACCCUGUUUUCUAUGUUUUUGUUGGAGUAAAGUUCAGGAAUCAUUUGAAAAUGAUACUGCAGACAAUUUUUCAACAAAAAAAAAACUUCAAUUCCAACCAAGACAAAUUGGCAAAAAAUCAUUCACAGGGUUCAAUGUACUGACAGAAACCUUGAGUACGUUCACCGAAUGCAACGAGCCUACAAGGAGUUCUAAAAUACCGUGUGAAAUUGAAAAUUGAGUUGCACGGCACUCUGAAUGAAUGAAUGAAUUUACGUUACAUUUAUAUAGUGCUUUUCUGACACUACACUUAAAUCGCUUUACACAGUGAACAGGGGACUCUCCUCAACCACCACCAGUGUGCAGCAUCCACUCUGGAAUACUUCAUUCUAAUAUCUGAGUCAGAUAAUUUUGUAUUGCGACUGCGAAACUAUAUAAUUGACCGUUGUCCCAGGCAACUGAUUUUGCGCAUACCUGUGCUAGUUUCAAAAAAGCUUGUACCUUUAUAUAUACUGUGUGCAUAUAUAUAUAUAUAUAUAUAUAUAUAUAUAUAUAUAUAUAUAUAUAUAUAUAUAUUAGGUUGUAAUGCUAAAUUGUAUGGCAGCUGUAGUCCUGCCUUAAAGUUAAAAGAGCCAAUCCUCUGUUUGUUUACUCUAGAACUCAUUAGGUGGACGAGCAUGACAAAUACCUUAUUAACCUUAUUUGAGCUAAAGUUGCACAUUUUAUGAUACUGUUGUUGUCAGAGUUUUUUCCUGAUUUGAAAUAUGUUAUUUGAACAUUGCUUUGAUCAACAGUUUUGGAAAUGUAGGUCUUUCCCCAUUCAAGUAAAUGGGCGUUGUACUAGCAUGACUGGAAACAGCUAGUCGAAGGCGUUUCAAAAAUGGCUGCAGAGUGAAGUGACUUGCCUCAAAGGGAAUUAGUUCUGCAAUCUCUUUCCUUUCAUAUCAUAAAAUUAUUUCAUCUUAAACCCAUAUUUCAUGUCCAUUUAUUUAUGUAUUUGCUAUCAUGCUAUUUUAGUGUUUAUUUAUUGAUGUGCUAGAUUAUUUGAAAAUGUUUCUUGAGGCAUGCAAAGCAGAUUUCUGCCAAUAUACUGGAACUGAAACCUUUAAAUCUGCAUGGUUAAAUUAAAAUCAAUGAAUUAAAAAGAAACUGUAAAGAUCUCACAGUAAUGAUAGGUACAAUAUAACCACACUUCUAAAUAAUUUCUUCAUUAUGGAGCAAUAAGAGCACUCAUUGAAAAGGAAACCUUUCAUAAACUAAAAAUUGUAUUCUCGUAAUUAUAAACUGUGUUCUUCUUCUUUUUUGAGAUUGGCAAGGAACCACCAAAUACAUAGGUUCCCUAUUUUGUGAAAUCUUAAAUAUAAAUCACAAUUUUACUUCAGAGUGUGUUAUGAAACAAAUUUUCCAUUUUCUUGCAAGUGUUGUGGUUAAUUAGGGCAGUGGUAACUCAGUGGUUAAGGCUCUGGGUUACUGAUCAGAAGGUUGGGGAUUCAAGCCCCAGUUUUUUUUUUUGUUUGUUAAACAGGAAAAUGCUGUCUGACCGACAUGUAAAGCAACUGACCACAGUUUUAGUAUCAACAAUACCACAAUGUGCAACUCAACUCUUUGCACAGGUUAUACAGACAACACUUAAGAAAUGAGUGAAAAAUGGUGCCAAAUGCAAAAUAAGAUGUGUGACUUUCUUUUUUCAGCAGAACAUAUAGGAAGAUUUUUUAGAAGAAUAUCUCAGCUCUGU
Messenger RNA from Myxocyprinus asiaticus (Chinese sucker), 2821 nucleotides. Its product is annotated as chemokine XC receptor 1-like. Gene Ontology annotation, cellular component: membrane. Bases 246 to 1250 code for a protein of 334 amino acids. Gene Ontology annotation, biological process: G protein-coupled receptor signaling pathway; immune response; chemotaxis. The record is from RefSeq and is a predicted model, not a curated record. The transcript is spliced from 2 exons. NCBI's taxonomy places the organism in Eukaryota, Metazoa, Chordata, Actinopteri, Cypriniformes, Catostomidae. Gene Ontology annotation, molecular function: chemokine receptor activity.